Rodentolepis nana is the source of this 1488-nucleotide messenger RNA. The record is from the annotation of a GenBank genome assembly. Lineage: Eukaryota; Metazoa; Platyhelminthes; Cestoda; Cyclophyllidea; Hymenolepididae.
AUGGUAGUACGUCGAGAUACGAAUAAAGAACAUAAUAAUCAAUCAGAUAUCGAUAGCACUUCGGAUUCUAACGAGGAGGAUUUGGAAUUUUUAAUUGACGGACUUCUUGGAAAUUUAUCAUUUAACGCCUCAAGGACUCAGAAUAUGACAAUCAAGAAACGAAAAGAUGUCUCUAAGCAUGAACGCGCAGAUCGAAAUGUUGACGUUGAAACAUCGGUACCAAUUCAAGGACCUGGUGUAAAACGUAAAUCGAACAGGAAAAAUAAAUCAAAAGGGCGUAAGGUAACCUCCUGCUCCUCGUCAUCAAAUAAAGACAGAAGUUGGCCAUCUCACCGCGAAAAUCCUUCCAGUCGUCAUAAUCGUUUAAAUGAUUGCCAAGUUGAUAUUGUUGAAAUUUCAACAGGAAAUAAUAGCGAGGAUGAGUACUGUCGAGCUGAGAAUGUUCAGUUAGAUGAUCAUGGCCUUGAACAAUUGUUGAAAGAGAAAAAAGGUUGGAAAGUCAUUCAUGUUCGUGGCGAUGGCGCUUGCCUUUUUCGGAGUGUUGGCAAGGCUAUUUCUAUUUCUUUAUUCCCAUAUUUUUUUCUAGCUCACCAAGUGUUUGGCGAUGAAGAAAAGCAUGAUGUCAUUCGCAAACAAGUGAUUGAUUACUUGAGGAAGAAUCGAGAACACUAUUCGCAAUAUGUUACCGAGGAUUUUGAUCGGUAUCUAAUUCGUAAAAGUAGUGUUGCAUGUUUCGGAAAUCAUCUGGAGAUACAAGCUAUAUCUGAAAUAUACAAUCGCCCGGUUGAAAUCUACUACAAAACGGCUAAUCCUAUCAACGUCUUCCACUCAGAGUAUACAGGAUUGGUACCUUUUCGAUUGGCCUACUAUGAUUCAUCUCAUUAUAACUCUGUUAUUGAUCCCUGUAAACCCUCAAUUGGUCAUGGCUUAGGAAUGCCAAAUUAUCAACCAGGGCUUCCUGAAGAUGAUCUAGUGAAACAGGCCAUUUUGGAAUCCGAAGCCACAGAGAUUGAAGAGACUAUGUUGAGGGACAAACUCGCAGAAUCGGAGACAAAACAAUUGGAAGAUUGUAUUGCAGAACAUGUUCUUCGAGAAUCUCUUCUGGAACACAUAAAAGUCAAGUCGUCUGAUCUUCACCGAUUUUCCCCACAACCCAGAAUGUCACCCCCCUCUCCAACAGCAGUUUUAACUUGGCGAACAGAGCCAUUAUCCACCAUUGCUAAUAAGAAACCUCCCACUUCCGCAACUCAAGCAGGAUGUUCAUCAUCUUCCGCGGUCGCCGCGAUUGCAAAUCCUUCCUGUUCAUCAUCAUCUGCUGCUGCUGAUCCCCAGAUGAUGAUGGAACCUUCUCUUGCCUCUUCCUCGGCAAAUGGAGCGGCCGGGCAGUCAGCAACUUCAACAGAUCCCUCCGCUGUAGAUUUUACUGUUCUCCAGUAUAUCCCUUCGAACAUGCUUGGUGAGUGUUGCUGUCUUUACUGGUCCUUUUAG